Messenger RNA from Talaromyces stipitatus ATCC 10500, 892 nucleotides. Its product is annotated as NADPH-dependent FMN reductase Lot6, putative. NCBI's taxonomy places the organism in Eukaryota, Fungi, Ascomycota, Eurotiomycetes, Eurotiales, Trichocomaceae. The record is from RefSeq and is a predicted model, not a curated record. Gene Ontology annotation, molecular function: FMN binding; oxidoreductase activity. The transcript is spliced from 2 exons. Gene Ontology annotation, cellular component: cytosol. Bases 245 to 892 code for a protein of 215 amino acids.
GAGAAAAUAGAGAAGAUUAGCAAGGGGUCAUACUUUUGGAGAACUGAACGGUCGGACUACUAACCCUAGAUAUGAGCGGGCCGCACGAACCGUCUCUUCCGCUCCUUUCGGUCUUAUGGAAAUGGCUGAAAUAGAGCUAGAAGGUCUAAUAACUAUUUAGCAUAUGGUUAUAACAGGUCCAUAUAACUCCAUCCUAUGUCUAUAGCUGCCUGGGGAAACAUUUCUGAUUCCACCUAACCUUACAAUGGCAUCGGUUCGACCAAAAAUUGCUAUUAUCGUUGGAAGUCAGAGAGAGCCUCGAUUAGGACACCGUAUUGCGAGAUUUGUACAAGACACUCUCCAAGAACGUCGAUACGAGGUUGACUUAAACAUUGUUGAUCUUGCGGCCUGGAAUCUGCCCCUAUACAAUGAGCCCGGGAUUCCAUCCAAGAUAUUUUCUCCCAAAGACUACAAACACGAACAUACCCGACGCUGGUCAAACGAGAUAGCGUCCUAUCAAGCUAUUGUCUUUGUCACACCUCAGUAUAAUUGGGGAUAUCCGGCAAGCUUGAAAAAUGCGAUUGAUUAUCUUUUUAACGAAUGGAAAGGAAAGCCUGCAAUGAUUGUAAGCUAUGGUGGCCAUGGCGGUGGUAAGGCGGCUGAGCAGUUGAAACAGGUCUGUCAUGGACUUCGGAUGUUGCCUCUAGAUACGCCCAGUUGUUUGACGUUUCCGGACAAGGAAUUUAUUGAAAAAGUCAACCGAGGGGAAGACUUUGAUGUGCGAGAUGUAUUCAAUAAGGACAGGGCUGGGAUUCAGGAACGAUUCGAUGAACUGCCUAUGCAUGUGUCCAUUCUCAUCGAUAGGUGGUUCUACACCUAUUUGCAAGUACAUCCUAGCACCUUCAACAUGUGA